This is a messenger RNA of Linum trigynum, 507 nucleotides long. The record is from the annotation of a GenBank genome assembly. NCBI's taxonomy places the organism in Eukaryota, Viridiplantae, Streptophyta, Magnoliopsida, Malpighiales, Linaceae.
AUGGCAACAAAGAUGAAACAGAAAUAUGAUAAAUAUUGGGGAGCUGUAGAUAAGAUGAACAAGUUAUUGUAUAUAGCUGCCGUGUUAGAUCCAAGGCUGAAGUUGCAGUUUAUUGGUUUCACACUGAAGUGGAUGUAUGAUGAUGAGAAAGCAGUUUCUGCUUUGACAGAAGACGUUGAGCUUGCUACUUACGAGUUAUAUGCUCAUUAUGAGAAUCAAAUGGAAGUAGGUGAAGGUUCAUCCUCCUCUCAAACUGAAUUAGAUGACGAUGGUGGGAAUGUGGAUUUAGUUGCCGAGUAUAUGAAGCAAUUGCAAAAAGAGAGAGGAUUGGCUCCGAGCAGACUCUUGGAAGAAGAUUCAGUGGAGAUUGAUAAUAUCGAUGAAGAGUUGAGCAUGGUGAUGAAGGCUAUUGGCAUCUCCGAUGUUCCACUUCCUCAUAUCAAUACUCCUCGUAUGUGUCCUAAUGUAGAGGCAAGCACAAACACAAAAGGUAGCAUUCGAACCUAA